Molecule: messenger RNA, 2518 nt
Organism: Pangasianodon hypophthalmus (striped catfish)
Lineage: Eukaryota; Metazoa; Chordata; Actinopteri; Siluriformes; Pangasiidae
Gene: and1
Product: actinodin1
Exons: 5
Coding region: 176-1924 (582 amino acids)
Source: RefSeq, a predicted model, not a curated record
AUCAAGGUGGAGUUUAAAACGUGUCUGAACCCUCACCAGGGGCACAAACAGCACCGGAGCCUCUGCAGAACCGCUGCAGAACCGCUGCAGAACCGCAGAGCCAGGUCUUCAGCUACAGCCUCUGUCCAGAGGCCCAAAUUCUUCCACACCUAUCGCAGGAGUCAAUAGCUGAAAAAUGGCCGGUCUGAGAAGAUCAUCCUUCUCUCACAUGUUCACAGGAUUUCUUCUGACUACAGGGAUAUUCGCAGAGUUCCUCCUGGCUGUCCCACUCACCCAGCCCUCCACCGAACACGGUUCGGAGAAGAUCGAUGCCGAGCACUCUGCCAAGAGACUCAUCCGCAACCGGAGGAACAUCAGCUGGUACAAACAACACUCUGACUUCUGGAACUGGUACAAGUUUUUCACCGACUCGGGCAACCAGCAGGGAGUUGCAGACCUGGACCGUGUGUAUCUGGCCUAUCUGCAGAACAAGAACCGUGCCGAAGCCCAGCGCUCCCACAAGCUCUAUCUGCAGCAUCUGGGUGAAAUCUACAAGUCAUGUGCUGAGUCUGACGACCCAAACUGCAUGGCCUCAUACCUCAGCAGGCCCAAGGCCAAGGCUGAGCCACAGAGACCGGCACUGGUUAAGUCCUGUGAUCCGUUCCGGGAUCCACAAUGUCUCUAUGCUCUGGGAUACACCGCUUAUCCGUAUGUGGCCUCUGCAAAGUCGCCAGCUCCGGCUCCUCCUCCUGCUCCUGCUCCGGUUAAAACUCCGGCCUACAUCCGAACCCCUGUGGUGAAGGACCCAAGUUCUGGUCAGUACUAUUAUGCUCCUGCAGCACAGUCCUUCCUGACUGCUGAGCAGAAAGCUGAGCUGUUGCGUAUUUGUGGUGCUGAAGAUGUCGAGUGCCUGCAGUACCACUUCCGUGGUGCUUAUGGCUACAAACCUGCCGGCGUCCCAGCGCCAUCCUACGCCCAUCUAGGCUCCUCCUCACAGAAGGUGCAGAAAGCCCCAGCUGGCUUGUACCUUCGCUAUCCCAACUGCGAUCCCCGCGUCGACCCGUAUUGUGCCUACGCUGCUGUAGCGGCUUCUCAGAAAUCAGAGGCACCAUCUUCUCCAGCUGCUCUCGAGAGGUUCUGCAACCCGCUCUACGAAGACAACUGCAACCCGCUGACGGCUACCAGCUUUGACAGCGUAGCAGCUCCAUCAGAAGAUCCCAAAGAUGAUCCAGCUUCUGCCCAGGAGCUGCAAAACCCCCAUUACGAUCCCUUUGCCAUGUUCCAGGAUGCUGCUGCUGCAGCAGCUUCUUCUGCCAUGCGCAGGCUUCCAUCUGGUUCACGCCAAAUUCCACAACACCCUCAGCCGCCCACUAUGGAGGAGAGCUCCCAAUCAUUUGGACCUCCUGGGAAGACCAAGGAGGGCUAUGAUUGCUUUAUUGGCUAUGAUGCAGAGUGCUACCCAAUUGGAACCCAGAACGUUCCCAGUAGAGUCCCACAAAGGCAGGUUCCUCAUUCAAUGGACACCUACGAGCCCCACCUUAACUCAGAUGGCACCAGAAAGGGCGUGAUUGAACCUGAUCCUCACUGCGACCCCGAGUAUGACAGAAAUUGCCGUCUGCGCCGCUACGAACCUGAGGCUGAGGAACCAGAGACGCACACUUCUCACAAUGAGGAGCGUGAGUAUCAGGAACACAGGGAGGAACCUGUUCGCCAUGAGGAUCAGAGAGAGGAGGUCUACCCUGAGCAGCAGCCAGACAUGAACAACCAGGGCUACGAGCAGCAGCAGUACGACCGCUACAUGAGCGGCCAGGAGGAUCCCUACGCCUCUUACGAUCAGCCAAGUCAAGGUCCUAUCAACUUCCAGGACAUCCUGAAGGCGUACGCAAGCCGCUUCCCAAACCAGGAGCACCAUCGUACCUACACGGGAGACUACAAGAAGAAAUAAGAAGCUGGAAAAAGCAGCGUAACGAAUAAUGAUUAGGGAAAUGGGACAGUGUGUGGAUUGUGAAAGAUGUUCACAGAUUAAAAUAUUCAUAUCUGAUGUAAAAAAAUUACAGUUACGGAGAAGCAGAUCUUCAGCUCGAAUGGUGAAAGGCGCAGUAGUGUGACAGCACUUGUAUAGGAUUUCGUUUCUUUAGCUUACGAAUCUAUUUUAUUGCUUUAACCUGGUCUCAUGUUAAUUAUCAGUUUAACUGAUUUAGAUGGUUUAGAGAAGAUUCCUGGUGUAACUUCUUGACUAAUGGAUCAUCUGAAAUCUUUUGAUAUCACUUCAUAUAUAAAUAAAAUAUGUUGAGUAUUAAAUUUUCAAGAGGUGGUAGAAUGCGAAAAAGUAUCUGAAUAUACAGCAACCAUUUUUAUUUGGUCUUUUUUCUUUUUUUCCCUUUUUUCCUUGAAAAAUGGAUGAUGUCUACCUAGAGGAAUAUUUAAUAUCUUUUCCAAAAUGGUGCUUUUUCUCUCAUUUAAUGUUUUUUAAUGUGUUUAUAUGAAAACAUUUCUCUUUGAAUGUCUUGAAUAAAACGCUUUUAAAUAAAAUCUUAAA